CAGUCGAUUUUAUGCCCUCACACCUUUCCCUUUCAAGGCCGGAACUUGUACACCAACGAACACGUGGCCAUUAAGUUAGAACCCAUGAAAACCCGAGCGCCACAACUGCAUUUGGAGUAUCGGUUCUACCGGAUGCUUCAAUCCGGCAAUGUGGUCGGCUUCCCCGCUGUUUAUUAUUUCGGCCCAGUUGGCAGACAUAACGCCCUCGUAAUGGAACUACUCGGUCCGUCUUUAGAGGAUUUAUUUGAGAUCUGCAAACGACAAUUUUCCCUUAAAACUGUACUCAUGAUCGCCAUUCAGCUGCUGCGUCGUAUUGAGUAUGUCCAUUCAAAGCAUUUGAUCUAUCGGGAUGUGAAGCCAGAGAAUUUUCUCAUUGGUCGACAGUAUUAUAAUCGACACAGGACAAUCUAUAUAAUCGAUUUCGGUCUAGCCAAAGAGUACAUCGAUCCGGACACAGGCAAACACAUCCGAUAUCGAGAACACAAGAGUCUGACCGGAACAGCUCGCUACAUGAGCAUCAAUACUCAUUUGGGCAAAGAGCAAUCACGUCGUGACGAUUUGGAAGCAUUGGGCCACAUGUUCUUGUACUUCCUUCGAGGCAGCCUUCCAUGGCAAGGUCUGAAAGCGGAGAACUUGCGUGAUCGCUAUCAGAAAAUAGGUGACACGAAACGGGCCACACCAAUCGAUGUGCUUUGUCAUGGCUAUCCAGAAAUGGCUGCUUACCUCCGUUAUGUACGAAGUUUGGACUUUUUCGAGGAACCAAACUACGAAUAUCUGCGGCUGAUAUUCACAGACCUCAUGCAACGAAAAGGCUGGGAAUGUGAUUGGGAUUUUGACUGGUGUCAUCGGCCGUUACCUGGUGCUAAGGUAAGUCCUCCAAAUGAUGGGGGCAUCAUUCUGCUAUUCGGUGUUCUGACGACCGAUUGUGCAUUUUGA
This is a messenger RNA of Echinostoma caproni, 936 nucleotides long. Lineage: Eukaryota; Metazoa; Platyhelminthes; Trematoda; Plagiorchiida; Echinostomatidae. The record is from the annotation of a GenBank genome assembly.